Fopius arisanus is the source of this 1966-nucleotide messenger RNA. Its product is annotated as protein CDV3 homolog. The transcript has 3 exons. Lineage: Eukaryota; Metazoa; Arthropoda; Insecta; Hymenoptera; Braconidae. Bases 192 to 932 code for a protein of 246 amino acids. Gene Ontology annotation, cellular component: cytoplasm. The record is from RefSeq and is a predicted model, not a curated record.
UGGUUAUAUUCCAGGCGCAGCCAUCAUUGCGGUAGUUGGUACAGUUCACAAGGAUUUUUCCUUAAAAUUUUGUGCUGUGAUUUCAACUUAUAUUAAUUCUGACAAACCGACAAAUUUACAUGCAUAAAACUGGUUAAUAUCCCAUUAUAGAGAAACAUUAAGAGCAUUACGAUCUGAUCCAAGUGAAAAUAAUGGCAGAUCUCGAUGAUUUUUUUGCCAAGAAGGAUCGUAAGAAAGCGAAAGGUAAAAAAUUUACAACUACUGAAGAAAUAGCGAAAAAACUCGAGGAAACUGGAAAGAAAUCCAAAACUAAGGAAAAACUAGUUGCUCCUGAUGAAGAUGACAGAGCGCCUCCAAAAAUCGAGGAAGAAGAAGAAUGGCGUGAAUUUGAAGAGGAAAAAAAAGACUACUCUGGUCUGAAAAUAGGAAAUCUAACAGUUAGUGAGAAUCAGGACCAUGAGAGUAACGAUGAAAGAGGCGUAGGUGAAAACAGCUCGGAUGGUGAGAGCGGUGAAGCAAGUGCAAAAUUGAGUGGGCCGUGGAAGAAGGCUGAUGCAGUGGUUGAGUCACUUGAACCUACACCUCGUCCAACAGCCACUGCUGCCACUAGUCUCGCUGCUACAGGAAAAUACAAAACACCACAUUUGAGACAUCAGACAUCAUCAUCAUCAUCUUCUAGUACACGUUCAAGUAGAAUGAAAAAUAUUGCUCCUGACAUUCGUAGUGAAGAGUAUUUCCCAACUCUUAGUGCUAAGCAACCAGCUCCUCUUGAAACUGGCGCUUGGGGAAGGCGGAAGCGAGACGAAGGAUCAUUUGAAGAAGUUCGUAAUCGAGGUGGCACCCGAAACUACGCAGUUCCAGAAGGCCAAAAUGAAGCGCCUAAACUUUCAUUGGACAAUAAAUAUGGUGCAUUGUCGCAAGAUCAGAGCUGAAACUUUCAGAAUCCGUAUGAUGGAAUUAUCAUCUUCGAUUCCUCAUCACUUCGCACCGUUUCGUAGCCCAGUCAGUAGGUGAAAAAGCAACGAAACACUAAGAAAAAAGUCAAAACCCAGUUGACGUCAGAAAAUGAAAAUUUUCUCUGUUAACCUCUCCCGUAGGGGAUUAAUGCAUGCUAAUAUCUCAUGCGAACGUAGAUAAUUAGUUGCACAAUUGGUCAUUUCCAAAACUAUUAAACGAAAUUCAAUCACAUAAAUAAUAUGAAAAAGAGAAAUACAUUGAUUUCAAUGGCAUAUCGAUUUUUAAAAUUUCAUUCAUUCGUUUUCGUCUGUCGACGCCUUCAAAUCCUAUGUAGCGUAAGCUGUUACUGCUUAAGAAAAAUCCCGAUCGUGAGGGGUUAAUUUAUUAAAAAUUUCAACGCCGAUGGGGAAUCUAAAAAAAAAAUCUAUAAAUAAGGAAUUGACACUUUAUUCAGUUCAGUUGAUGAAAUGAGACCAUUUGAAACUGAAUAGGAAAAAAUUUUUUAGCUCAAAUAUAUGAGAAAAAAAAAUUGAAUGAAAAAAUAAAAUGAAUAAUUCUAAAUGAAUUAUUCUAGAUAUAUAUGACAUAGCAAAACGAACGAAGUGUCACCGAGGCUGGGCUUCGGGACAAUAGUGCGGCAAAAUAGGUGCGAUUGUUGAUAAAGUAAUCAGAAGAUAAACAUCAAUUAGGACAAAGUACAUACAUUCGUUGGUUAUUUCGGAGAGACAUCAUCCUACUACACUGAGACUAAUGUAAAAAAGAGAAGGACUCUGUUUAUUUUUUUCCUACUUUUUAUUCAAUUAUUUUCUUGUUUUUUUUUAAAUCAUUUUAACAAGAUAAUGUUCAAGAGGGAUUAAAUUUUUCUCAUUUUUGCAUGAAAUCGGGCAUGAUUUAUUUAGGGAAAGAACCACAAAUGUCAGCAAGACUUGAAACGUUCUAAACUAUUCAUCUUGUCUGCAGAAUUUUCGUGUACUUCAUUGAUUAUUUUUUUCUUAUUGAUAAUGAAAAA